This is a messenger RNA of Bombyx mandarina (wild silkworm), 2059 nucleotides long. RefSeq names its product bifunctional purine biosynthesis protein ATIC. Gene Ontology annotation, biological process: 'de novo' IMP biosynthetic process. Gene Ontology annotation, cellular component: cytosol. Gene Ontology annotation, molecular function: IMP cyclohydrolase activity; phosphoribosylaminoimidazolecarboxamide formyltransferase activity. Lineage: Eukaryota; Metazoa; Arthropoda; Insecta; Lepidoptera; Bombycidae. The record is from RefSeq and is a predicted model, not a curated record.
UUUUGUUUUUUUUAUUUCUAUUUUUUGUUUAUUGAGCUGUGAAGCAAUACAUUGCUUAAUCCCUAUUCAGCAAAAAAAAAAAAACAGUUCUUCGUUCAGUUACUGAUGUUAAAAACCUUAUAAGAUAUAUUUAAUUUCAUUGUUUAUAUUUUAAAGAAAUAUAUCAAAACUCAGGAACCCCUGGAUAAGGUCAAGAAUAUCUCUGACUACAAUAACCGCUUAUCGCCCCCAGUCAACCCAAGUUCAAGUCAGUUACACAGUAGUGUUUGAGCAAACAGAACAUGGCGUCAAAUGGAAAACUAGCUCUUCUCAGCGUUUCAGACAAGACGGGUCUACUCUCGUUAGCAAAGAGCCUGUCGGAAUGUGGCCUGCAGUUGAUUGCCAGUGGCGGUACCGCCACGGCGCUUCGGAACGCCGGCCUCACAGUUCAAGAUGUGUCUGACAUCACGAGAGCACCGGAGAUGCUCGGAGGUCGGGUGAAAACUUUACAUCCAGCGGUACAUGCUGGGAUCUUAGCUCGAUUAUCCGACUCUGACCAGGAAGACAUGAAACGUCAGAAGUACGAGAUGAUAAGCGUGGUGGUCUGUAACCUGUACCCGUUCGUCCAGACGGUAUCUAAGCCGGACGUGACCGUGGCGGACGCGGUCGAGAACAUCGACAUCGGCGGCGUGACCCUCCUGCGCGCAGCAGCCAAGAACCACGACCGGGUCACCGUCGUCUGUGACCCGGCCGACUACGAUGCUGUAAUCAAAGAAAUCAAAGAGAACAAACAUCAUCAGACGACUUUGGGCACAAGGCAGAGAUUAGCCCUGAAGGCGUUCACUCAUACUUCGGACUAUGACCUCGCCAUAUCGGACUACUUCCGCAAGCAAUACUCGCCCGGACAAGCCCAACUGACCUUAAGAUACGGUAUGAACCCACAUCAGAAACCGGCCCAGGUUUUCACGACCAGAGACAGCUUGCCGAUCACGACACUGAACGGUGCGCCUGGAUUUAUCAACCUGUGCGACGCGCUGAACGCCUGGCAGCUCGUCAAGGAGCUGAAGGAAGCGCUGAACCUUCCUGCUGCGGCUAGCUUCAAGCACGUGUCCCCUGCCGGAGCCGCCGUGGGCUUGCCGCUCACGGAUGAAGAGGCGGCGGUGUGCAUGGUGGCGGGCGAACUAAGCGCGCUAGCGUGCGCGUACGCGCGGGCUCGCGGCGCCGACCGCAUGAGCUCCUUCGGGGACUUCGUGGCGCUCUCCGACCCCUGUGACGUCAGCACCGCCACCAUCAUCUCCAGGGAGGUGUCCGACGGCGUCAUCGCGCCGGGAUACUCGCCCGAAGCACUCAAACUACUCAGCAAGAAGAAGGGCGGGAACUACUGUGUUUUAAAGAUUGAUCCCACUUACGAACCGAGUCUCAUGGAGCAAAAGACCAUCUUCGGUUUAACAUUGGAGCAAAAACGUAACGAUGCGAAGAUCACCGCUGAACUUUUCAAAAACGUCGUGACCACCAAGAAGGAUUUGCCAUCGAACGCCGUGAGGGACCUCAUCGUGGCGACGAUUGCUCUAAAGUACACUCAGAGUAACUCGGUCUGCUUCGCCCGUGAUGGACAGGUGAUCGGUAUUGGUGCGGGGCAGCAGUCGCGCAUCCACUGCACGCGGCUGGCGGGGGGCAAGGCGGCGCUGUGGUGGCUGCGCCGACACCCCAGCGUGCUCGCCAUGAGGUUCAGGCAGGGCGUCACGCGCGCGGUGCAGGCCAACGCCAUCGACAACUACGUCAACGGAACUGUCGGAUCUGAUUUGCCAUUAGAACAAUGGGACACGUUGUUCGAAGGCAAACCACCAGCCCUAUUAACGGACUCCCAACGCGAGGAAUGGAUCAAGAAGAUGGAUAAAGUGGCCCUCGCUUCCGACGCUUUCUUCCCAUUCAGAGACAACAUCGACCGAGCUGUGCAGUGCGGGGUGGAAUACAUCGGCAGUCCGUCUGGCUCGAACAACGAUCAAGAAGUCAUUGAAGCGUGCAACGAACACAAAAUAGCGCUCGCGCAUACUAACUUGCGUCUUUUCCACCAUUGAUG